Messenger RNA from Triplophysa rosa, 1593 nucleotides. RefSeq names its product tetratricopeptide repeat domain 9C (gene ttc9c). Lineage: Eukaryota; Metazoa; Chordata; Actinopteri; Cypriniformes; Nemacheilidae. The record is from RefSeq and is a predicted model, not a curated record. Bases 150 to 794 code for a protein of 214 amino acids. Gene Ontology annotation, molecular function: protein binding. The transcript is spliced from 4 exons.
GCAGUAUUGCCACAUGCCAUAACAGCACAGAAGUACCUAGAAGAAGAACGUCAAAGAUUUAUUUCCUUGGCGCUUCUAAUAAUAUUUCCUGCAUUAAAAUUGUGCUUUAAGAGGACUGCAACCAUUUUAAAGCUUUAAACUUUAGCACAAUGGACGAAAAGGCGUUGGAUCCUAACGAAGGGGAUGUUGGGUCUUGUUUGGGAGCCACCGGAGGAUCUUCCGGUUCCCGUUUAGACUCGCAGUUGCAGGAUGCUCUUCGGUUAAAGGCGGAGGGUAACGCAUUUUACCAGGAGAAAAACGUGCGCGCAGCCAUCGGACGUUAUCACCGUGCCUUGCUCAUUCUUCGUGGCCUGGACGCUGAGGUGACCUCUGCCCUUCAAGGGUUUGGCAGUCAGUUGCCUAAACUGAACCCAGAACAGGAGGAGCUGUUAAGAAACACCCAAGUAGAUUGCUAUAACAAUUUGGCAGCAUGUUUGCUACAGCAAGAUGUGGUCAACUAUGCUCGUGUGUUGGAGUACAGUCUUAAAGUGCUCCAUUGGAGGGCAGGUAACACUAAAGCCCUGUACAGAGCCGGGGUGGCAUCAUUACAACUAGGUGAUGCUCAGACUGCUCGACAGUACCUCUUAGAAGCCAACAAGAGCACACCCAAUGAUGCCAAUGUGAAGAAACAGCUUCAGCGAGUGGAGGAGAGACUCGGCAAAGACUACCAGAAAGAAAAGGCGCUCUACAAAGGCAUGUUUAGCAAACAGAAACAAGCAGAAGAGCCGCUGGCCGAUGAGAAAAGCCAAAAAUAGGUCUAAAUGGACUUAUCAUACAUGAGUCAGAAGGCACAGGUAUAAAACGCCUUAAAACGGAGCUGAUGGUUUCCUGAAAGACAUGGGCUCUUGGGAAGUUUUGCUUUAGGAUACAGAAAAAUUGCCACAAAUGGCAUUUACACUUGUGGGAUUGACGUCCCCAUGCCAGGACUGAUUGUGUAUGGCUGAAAUCUGGUGCAAAGUGGCGGCUUGAAAGACACUUAAAACUAAAAGCAUUUUAGUCACUUGCAUAUUUUUCCCCCUCAGAAUAAAGUCCUUACCUGUUUUGUUCAUCCAAAUAAAUAUUUUUGAAAGUACUCCUAUGUUUUUGUGAUUUGCUUUGGGGUUGACACUGUAUAAAGCGGUUGUUAAAGUAGGAUUGAAUCAAGCUAAUACGAUUAUGGAAAAUUAAUGAAAAUCUUAUUGAAAACAGACAUUUGUGUGUGGGAACAAAGAUCUGCUUAUGUAAUCUUAUUGUACCUAAUAAUGCUAAACCUCUUAUUUUAUGUGGUAAAAAAAGAAAAAAAAUACAUGCAUGGCUGCGAGAUAUAUUGCAGAUGUGCAAAGCACAACCAUUUGCAAUGAAUGAACAAUACUUCAAAAAUACUUUAAAAAGUUACGUAUAAUCAGACAACGAGUGAUGCUUUCUUUUCUCAGAGAAAAUGAAAAAUUGACGUUGGUAAAUGUAUUUUAAUAUAAUUCAAAUUAAUUUAAGCAUUAAUGUAUGGCACAUUGUCGAAGCCUGUGGCUGUGUGGACAUAUAGUGCAACUGUGCCCUGAGAGACCUGUGUUCGAGUCC